AAAAAGCCCCUUCAUUUGUGAAAUGAGAAAGGGAAUUGCUGGUACCAAAAUUCACGUUUCCUUUUUGGUGGAAAUUCUCCAGCCAAGCUUGGCGCUAACGGAGUAGGCGAUUUCACUUCAUCGUCACCUCACAAAAGGCUUCCAAAUUCACUGCGGCAGACACCGCAAAAUAAAAAUGUUAAAUACAUCCUAGCUGGGAGGGGAUUGAAGCCUCCAGGCUCAAUCAAAGGUUUGCAAUAAUAGGAUUCAUUUAAAAAAAAAAAAAAAGGACAGAUGGGUUUAGAAAAUGUUGCAGUGAAGACUGGAACGAGAUGAGCUCAUAGCACCAGCCUGUCUUUUGUGGACCCGCACAAUGAUCCCUGAGCCAGACUGGAUUAGGAUGCCUCGCGACUAGGGGUCCAGAGACAGAGGCCUCCAGUUCCCAGGCACUUCGGGCAGAGGAGGCUGAAAUGAUGCAUCAGAUUUACAGCUGCAGUGACGAGAACAUAGAAGUUUUCACCACCGUGAUUCCUUCCAAGGUAUCCAGUCCAGCCAGAAGAAGAGCCAAAAGCUCUCAACACCUCUUGACCAAGAAUGUGGUGAUCGAGUCAGACCUGUACACGCACCAGCCCCUGGAGCUGCUGCCCCACCGCGGAGACCGCAGGGACACUGGCGACAGCCGCAGGUUCGGGAGGCUCCAGACCGCGCGGCCGCCCACAGCCCACCCUACCAAAGCCUCUGCCAGACCCGUGGGGAUUUCUGAACCCAAAACAUCAAAUCUGUGUGGGAAUCGAGCAUAUGGAAAAUCUCUGAUUCCGCCAGUGCCCCGGAUCUCAGUGAAAACUUCGGCCUCUGCCUCAUUGGAGGCAACAGCCAUGGGUACAGAGAAGGGAGCUGUUCUGAUGAGAGGAUCCAGACAUCUCAAGAAGAUGACUGAAGAGUAUCCAGCCCUUCCCCAAGGAGCGGAAGCCUCUCUACCACUGACGGGCAGUGCUUCCUGCGGCGUCCCCGGCAUCCUCCGGAAAAUGUGGACAAGGCACAAGAAGAAGUCUGAAUAUGUGGGAGCCACCAACAGCGCCUUCGAGGCCGACUAAAGGGGACCCUCUUCAGGUGCCUGUUUUGGCCGAGGUUCCCCGGACAAGAGGAAAAACCGUCAGGAUUGAAACUGAGCCACACGCACCUCUGCUAGUAGCUGGUCCAAACCCAUUAUCCUCCCUCACUCAUUGAUCACCCUGGGAUAGGGCACAGGAAAGAAAUGUCCCUCAAAGGCAAUAUAAAACUGCCCCUUCUUAGAAUUGCUAAAGCCAUUGGUCUGAAAGUGACUUUGGGAGGUCAUAAAGUUUGUAUCUCUAUCUUUAAGCAAAAAAUUAAAAUUUCCCAGUUCAUUUUAAAGACCUCCAAGGAAGGAAAAAAGCAAUUCCUCUGUCUUCCUUGUGAGUUGCUCUAAAGUGUGUGAUUUUCUAAUGUAAAUUGACUUUGAGGCACUUGUAAACACAAUGGUUCUUACUGUUUCCAUUACUGCAUUUACUUCACCUUGACAAGGUACAAUUUUCAAGGACAAAGCACUAUAUAUUAAGUUAGUAGUUCUAAUAUCCGCUUGAGAGUAUACUCAAGAUUGAUUUUCAUGGCCAUUUGGCAUGAUUGCAUGAAUUCUCUAUUCUUUUAUGUGCAGUUUUUCUGUAGAAAAACAUUAAAGGUUAAAUAUGGGACUGCUAAUGUUUUCUGAAGUGGCAUAGUCUAGUGGAAUCAAUAAUCCCUUGCUUUGGUAUAAUAAUUUGAACUUUUGAAAGUGCUUUCUCAUCCAUUAUCUCUUAUCUUCACAAAAGCUCUGUGGAAGAAAGCACAGUUAUUCCCAAUCUGCAGAGGGGGAAAUGGGGGCCUUCAGAGGUUACAGGACCAGAUGCCAGGUAGUGGAACCAGACAGCAGCUCCUUAACUUCUCUCCAGUGGACUCCCUGCUUUGCCUACUCUCUAGCAACUGAUUUGGGGAAGUUUUUAAACGGUGAGAGUGUGUCUCUGGGGGCAACCAUUGAAAAGAAGACUCUGAUAAUGUUGGAACAGGUAAGGGAUUUGAAUGAAAUACAUUAUUAUAUCUUAUAUGUUAGCUUGAACCAGAAAAAGUUGCCAUUUUUGUAGGUCAAAAACAAUUGAGCAUCAGUUUUAUACGGUUCAAACUCAUAUAUGAUACUAUGCUUUUCUUCUGUCAAUGAAAAUGUCAUCAUCAAUUCCAUUGUCAACAUUAGUAGCCUUAAAACAAUAACAUAAUAAUAAUGAUGAUAAUGAUAGUUAUAGCUAUCAUCUAUUAAAUGCCUACUAUAUUUCAGGCAUGAUACUAGGCAAUUUACAUAUAUCAUCCUAAUCUUUCUAACAACUCUAUUAGGUGGCCCUAUCCAUUUAAUAGAUGCCAAUUCAAAGAGGUUAAAUGAUUAGACUAAGUAACUUAUGUGAGUGUCAGGCUUCAAUGCCUGUGUUAGAGCUACUCCUUCACACAGAAUAGUUCAGAACAUAGAGAAGGACCAAGGUUAAUAAGUGAUUUUCAUCCCAAACACUAAACAUGAUUGAUGGGUAGAGGCUGCCCGAAGUACUGUGUAAAGAUGGAAUCUGAGAUAGAAGAAUGCAGUGGUCAAUUAGUAAUGCUUGCCCAUGGAGGGAUUAGUGACACAUGCCUUGUAUAUUUGUCAUCUGUGGCCUAAACUCUGCCCCUUGAAGGUUUGUUUUCUAAUUCAGAGGUUUAAAUUAAUCUAGCCCACUUAAUGAAACCAGAGAUCCUAUGGGAAAUUUAGCCUAAGACAGUGCUGGAAAUUGCCAUAUGUUGGUACAAAGAAGUGUUCGGCCACAUUACAGGUCUCGGACUCAACUGCUAUGUGUGACUGCAACUCUGUGCCUGUGUCUUGCUUUUUUGCUGAGUUCCCUGUUUCCAUAUCUCCAGGUGAACCAUAAGAAGGCAGAGGGUGGCUGAGAGGCCUGGGCUUCUGGGAUUCCACCUUGCUAUCUCUGCUCUUCAACCAUUGUUUCAGACUCUGAACACCAGAUCCUCAUAUCUGAAAGUGAUUUGGAGACCUGGGCAUCAAGUGCUCUUUUAAGAAGGGGCUAUCUCAAAGGACUGUUCAAUAUUCUUAUUCAAUAGAGAUGUUGGAGUCCAACAAAGUUAGGGAACAAACUAGUAACCUAUGCUAGUCGCAACAGAGGACCCUACAAUUAUGUUUGUUUUUAAGACAGGAUUUUGCUAUGUUGCCCAGACUGGUCUCAAACUGCUGGGUUCAAGGGAUCCAUCCUCCCACCUCAGUCUCCUGAAAGCUGGGAUGACAGGCACAUGCCACCACACCUAGCUCCUUACAACCAUUUAUUUUAACUUAUUUCAUUUAUAACUGGUGUCUUUCAUUUGUAUGUGGCAGCUAGAGAUUUAUAUAGGAUGGAGGUAAUUUAUUUUUAAUUUAAAUAUUUCAUGUUGAACUGUUUGCCUUGUAUAGAACAUUUUACUUGGCCAAUUCAAAUAAAAGUAAAGUCGGCUUUGUUUGUGACAUUAAUGCACCAC
This is a messenger RNA of Nomascus leucogenys (northern white-cheeked gibbon), 3513 nucleotides long. It is a transcript of the gene VXN, whose product is annotated as vexin. Gene Ontology annotation, biological process: neurogenesis; neuron differentiation. Lineage: Eukaryota; Metazoa; Chordata; Mammalia; Primates; Hylobatidae. The record is from RefSeq and is a predicted model, not a curated record.